Molecule: messenger RNA, 879 nt
Organism: Gloeophyllum trabeum ATCC 11539
Lineage: Eukaryota; Fungi; Basidiomycota; Agaricomycetes; Gloeophyllales; Gloeophyllaceae
Product: tRNAHis guanylyltransferase
Exons: 6
Coding region: 1-879 (292 amino acids)
Biological process (GO): tRNA modification
Molecular function (GO): tRNA guanylyltransferase activity; magnesium ion binding
Source: RefSeq, a predicted model, not a curated record
AUGGCAGGUUCCAAGUACGCUUAUGUCAAAAAUUACGAGCUUCCGGACAACCUCCUUCCCGGGACCUUCAUGAUCAUGCGCAUCGAUGGGCAUGGUUUUCAUCGCUUUUCGACCGAGCAUUCUUUCGCAAAACCGAAUGACGAGCGCGCUCUUCGGCUCAUGGACUGUGCUGCUCAGAGCGUCAUGGACGAGUACAAAGACAUCGUGUUGGCCUUUGGGGAAUCGGACGAAUACAGCUUUUUGUUCCGCAAGGAUACGAAACUAUAUAAUCGGCGACAAACCAAGCUACUCUCCCUCAUACUCUCCCUGUUCACCUCAUCGUACAUAUUCCAUUGGCCUAAAUUCUUUCCAGACGAGAGUCUGAACUAUCCACCUUCCUUCGAUGCUCGCAUCGUGCUGUAUCCGAGCGCCAAAGAAGUUAGAGAUUAUUUCGCAUGGAGGCAGGUUGACACUCACAUCAACAACCUUUACAAUACCGCGUUUUGGGCGCUAGUCCAACAAGGAGGGGAAAGCACGACCCGAGCACACGCUCUGUUGAAGGGAACUGUAUCAGCUCAGAAGCACGAACUUCUAUUUUCCCGUUUCGGCAUCAACUACAACGGGAUUCCCGCGCGAUUCCGGAAGGGAAGUGUGUUAGUGCGCGAUGAAGUCAAAGACGCCAGAGAGAGCGGCGGGCAUGAUUUCGUACCGGAUGCAGGGACUCGGACGGACCUGUCAGAGGGGAGCCCGCUACCAGAUUCUUCACUCGCUGCAGGGGCGACGCCAGUCGCACAUCAGGGCAAGAAGAAAGUAAAGGCGAUCAAGACGGUGCGUAUAUUGCAUGAAGAUAUUGUGAGAAAUGAGUUUUGGGACGCGCGACCCGAGCUGCUCGAUGGAUGA